ACGCCGGGAGCCGCCGGGCCGGGCCGAGGUGGCAGCGGCGGCGGUGGAUCCCCGGCGGCGGCCGGCCCCACCUGAGGGCCCUCCGCCUGCAAACCCCACCCCCGGCCGCUCCCCCGCCGGCCAGGCCCGGCCCAUGGCGAGGCGCUCGGCGGGCUGCGGGGCGGCGCGGGGCGGCCGCUUCCUGCCCGCGCCAGACCGGCCCGCAGGUAGCGGCGGCCGCAGCUCGGCCCCGCCAUGCGCGACUACGAGGAGGUGACCGCCUUCCUGGGCGAGUGGGGCCGCUUCCAGCGCCUCGUCUUCUUCCUCCUCAGCGCCAGCAUCGUCCCCAACGGCUUCAACGGCCUCUCCAUCGUCUUCCUGGCCGGCACCCCCGAGCACCGGUGCGCCGUGCCCCGCGGGGCCAACCUGAGCGGCGAGUGGCGCAACGCCAGCAUCCCGCUGGAGCUGCGGGACGGGCGGGCGGCGCCGAGCCGCUGCCGCCGCUACCGCCUGGCCGCCCUCGCCAACUUCUCGGCGCUGGGGCUGCGGCCCGGCUCCGACGUGGAGCUGGGCUCGGUGGAGCUGGAGCCGUGCCUGGACGGCUGGGAGUACAGCCGCGAUGUCUACCGCUCCACCAUCGUCACCGAGUGGAAUCUCGUAUGUGACAACGACUGGAAGGGACCCCUGAGCACCUCCCUGUUCUUUGUGGGCGUCCUGUUUGGAUCUUUCAUAUCAGGACAGCUCUCAGACAAGUUUGGCAGGAAGAACGUGCUGUUCGCGACUCUGGCGAUGCAGACUGGCUUCAGCUUCAUACAGGUCUUCUCUACGAGCUGGGAGAUGUUUUCAGUGUUCUUUGUGCUGGUUGGCAUGGGACAGAUCUCGAACUACGUGGCAGCAUUUGUUCUCGGCACAGAAAUCCUUGGCAAGUCAAUCCGUGUGCUGUUCUGCACGCUAGGCGUUUGCAUAUUCUAUGCAUUUGGCUACAUGCUGCUGCCACUGUUCGCUUACUUCAUCAGAGACUGGCGGAUGCUGCUGCUGGCACUUACUUUACCCGGGCUGCUCUGCGUCCCGCUCUGGUGGGUCAUUCCAGAAUCUCCACGGUGGCUGAUCUCCCAGGGGAGAUUUCAGGAGGCAGAAGACAUCAUCCGAAAGGCUGCAAAAACUAACGGCAUUACAGCCCCAGAUGUAAUACUUGACCCUAAUGAGCUGCAAGAUCUGAAUUCCCAGAAGCAACAGACGUACACCAUUUUGGAUCUAAUGAAAACCCGAAAUAUCCUAACUAUCACAAUUAUGUCAGUGAUUCUUUGGAUGAUAAUCUCUGUUGGUUAUUUCGGACUUUCUCUCGACACACCUAACUUGCACGGAGACGUCUACGUGAACUGCUUCCUCUCGGCAGUGAUUGAAGUUCCAGCCUACAUUAUUUCCUGGUUGCUGCUUCGAAAUCUCCCUCGACGGUAUUCAAUGGCCGCUGCGUUAUUCUUGGGAGGCUGUGUUCUUCUCUUCAUUCAGCUGGUGCCUUCACAUAUUCGUGCGCUUUCUAUUCUACUGGUGAUGUUGGGGAAAUUUGGGAUCACAUCUGCCUUUUCAAUGGUUUAUGUUUACACGGCUGAGCUCUACCCAACAGUAGUGAGAAACAUGGGAGUGGGAGCAAGUUCCAUGGCCUCUAGGCUGGGCAGCAUCCUCUCGCCUUACUUUGUUUACCUCGGUGCCUAUGAUCGAUUCCUGCCUUACAUCCUCAUGGGGAGCCUGACUGUGUUAUCAGGAAUUCUGACUUUAUUUCUGCCAGAAAGCUAUGGUAUGCCUCUUCCGGACACAAUUGAGCAAAUGUUGGUGGUGAAAGGAUUAGAAUACAGGCCUGCGUCUAGUAGCACAAGGGAUUCCAAGGAGGAAGAAGAAAAUCCAGAGAUUUUUAAAAGCACAGCUUUUUGAUGGAACUCCUCCAUACUUCCCAGCGGACUGAAAGUUAAAUGGACUUCUCUUCUAAAAUUCAUUCUAGAAAGGGCUAGUGGCAACACUUGGUUUCCUGUAAUUUUAACCUUAUUUAUUAAUUUAAACACUGUGUUCCGUACAUUCUCUUUUUUUACGAGCAUAAAUGCUGUAUAGCCUUCACUGAGAUUUUUCAGCCACGCUUGGUUUAAUGCAUUAGUACCACGGAACAGUAUCUGAUCAAUCCUUUGUAACUUGUAGUGUAUAGUUUAGCUGAAAGAUACUUGAAAAUGAGUUCAAGGGCUGGCAGGGUACCUGGAUUCCUCAGUGAACCUUCUCCAGAGCUAAUGCACGUCAAGAAGUAAAACUUGCCAGAAAAACCUGCUAAUUGGUUUUGAUGCCUUGACUUCUGUCUCUGGACAGGAAACUUAUUUAUUAUAGCGAAGGUUAUGAGAACGUGUCUCUCUGCAGUCGUACUCAAAUGUCUUUGUACGUGCCGAAUUUGUUAGCAAGUUCAGAAAGAUGCAAAGAAAGAGUUUGAGAAUUAAUUCUAACUAGAUAACUUGUUUUAACUUGACUCAACAUAAAUGGAAAGGAUCGUCUUGCACAAAGUAUUUGUAGAACUGGAGUUUUGCUCACAAAAUUAACUCGAUUUCAGUGCCGGUUUUCAACCGUACCUGUGUGGCGAAGUUGUUUACAUCUGACCUCGGAUGUGGCCUGUUCCCGGGCCAUAUUUAUUUUAAAUGGUGCAAAAGGUUUCAUCUCUGUGUGGAGGGAACGGUGUUAGUUUGGGGUUCUUCCAUUUCGCUGUGUGUUGGAAACUUGAUGUCUGAACAGUUGUAACGUCUUCUGUGCGAUUUGGAUGAUGGAAACAAUUCUGUCUUCUGUGCUUUGCACACAAUUGAUAUAAUUAGAGCUAAAUUUUUAUGUUAAUCCAUGGCAGUGCAUUGACCUCGUGGUGGAAUGUGCUGAGAACAAAAUUCAGAAUACGUUUCUCAAGUGCCAACUGUACAAUUGCUGUGAGGGCUGUUAUUUCAUUUAACUCAUCUAAUCAGGGAAGUGUUUUCAAAUUGUCCUUAAAAAAAAAAACAAACCCAAAAACAAAAA
Molecule: messenger RNA, 3012 nt
Organism: Phalacrocorax carbo (great cormorant)
Lineage: Eukaryota; Metazoa; Chordata; Aves; Suliformes; Phalacrocoracidae
Source: RefSeq, a predicted model, not a curated record